This is a messenger RNA of Acanthoscelides obtectus, 201 nucleotides long. Lineage: Eukaryota; Metazoa; Arthropoda; Insecta; Coleoptera; Chrysomelidae. The record is from the annotation of a GenBank genome assembly.
AGAAAAAAUGGUCACUACUUGGGUAAGAAUUCCAAGUGUCAUCGUUUAAACUCUGAUUGUAGCGAAACAUUAUUUACAAUUCGAACACAAAUUAUUAACGCCGCUCUCGUAAAACAUAUCGCCUCGCUCCGCUUCACAUCUUCUUAUUUCCCGAGAGACAUUAAAAAAUACGGAAAGUCUAAUUUAUUACCUUCACACUAA